Molecule: messenger RNA, 771 nt
Organism: Camellia sinensis
Lineage: Eukaryota; Viridiplantae; Streptophyta; Magnoliopsida; Ericales; Theaceae
Source: RefSeq, a predicted model, not a curated record
AUGAAGUUGGAAGACAAGGACUUGGUCCCCGCAACGUCCCCUUUGGUCGGCUUCAACUCAGAGCCAGAAUGGCCAAUCGGAAAGAUUAUUUUGCCGUUCAAAGCGGGGUUGGUCGUAAAGCAAGUAGAGUUCUGGGUGCUUAAAGUUCCAUCAACUUACAACUUGAUCUUAGGUAGGGGUUGGCUGCAUGCCAUGCAAGCAGUUGCUUCGACCUUCCACCAAGUCAUGCGCUUUCCGGCACCAAGCGGACAAAUAGAGGAAGUUUGGGGGGACCAGGUGAUGGCGAAACAAUGCUUCGUUGUGGUAAAUGGCAGCCGAGCGGCCAAAGGGUUCGUCCAAAUGAUCGAAGGGCCCGAGGGUAAAGAGGUCCUCGAAGACGUAGGAAGAAAGGCUGAGGAAAAGUCGGUCGAAGACUUGGUGGAAGUGUGCAUUGUCGAAAACGAUCCAACUAAAUUCUUCCUCUUGGGAUCAUCCUUGUCUAGCGCCAAGCGGAUGGAUUAUGUCAACUUCUUGGUUUCCAAUUUGGAGGCCUUUGCCUGGACGCCUUACGACAUGCCUAGCAUCGACCCGAGCUUCAUUUGUCAUCAGUUGAAUGUCUUCCCUAAUGCACGGCCAGUCAUUCAAAGGACCCGCCGCUUAGCCUUGCACCAUGCUGAAGUGGUCGCAGAAGAAGUAAAGAAUUUGUUGGAAGCUGGGGCCAUAGAGGAGGUGCAGUACCCUCGGUGGAUAUCCAACACGGUGGUUGUUCCGAAGAAGAACGGCAAGUGGUGA